AUGUCCUCCGAGGCUCGCAGCGCUGGCAGAGGUACGUCUGAGACAGUCUCGGCUCGCCGGACGUUGACGAGAAGGAGGGGAAAUACUGACGCUCUGCUAGAAGUAGUGGAUGACGAUGAGAGCGACCGAGAGACGCGGAGCAACAGUGAUGGUCUCGACGGUGAAGCUGCGGCCGGCAGUGGUGCAGCCAACACGGCCCAGAUCAAAUGCUCCAUCUGCCAGAGCACCUUUCGGCGGCCAGAGCACUUGAAGCGGCAUUUCCGCAGUCACACCAAAGAGAAACCGUUUGAGUGUGGGCAGUGUGGCCGUCAUUUUUCUAGAACGGACACUCUCCAUCGCCAUGAACUGAGUCAUCAUACGCUGGGACCUGAGAGUGGGAAGGACCGUACCCAUCGGAUCACCGUCAAGACCUUUCGGGCUUGCUACAAGUGUGCUACGGCUAGAGUCCGCUGCAGCGGGGGGACGCCAUGCGUGCGCUGCGAGAACCGGUCGCUCGACUGUCAGUACCCGACCGAGAGACGAUCCAAGGUCAAAGCGAUGAAGAUGUCGCCGCAGCGGUCGCUAGGCAAAGGGAGGACGGCCUCGAUCACAGAAGACUCGAUUGCCGGGCGCCGUGACCGAGGGAGGGCAGAUCGGUCGACUCAGCGCGAGGAUCACCCGGCGGAGCCUUCCAACAACUCAGCUGGCGCAGACGGUGCAAAUAGCAACAAAAAUACCGCUGCGGUAGACAAGACAAACGAUCUCGACGCACCGUCAUCCGUGCUACUGCAGCAGGAUGACCCGUCGGUGUCUCGAUUGUCAUACCCGUCGUUCUCGGAGAUGAGCCACCAGAUGUAUCAGAGCUCCAUGCAGACGACUUUCCCCCUCAAUCCCUCGGCAGGCAUCGAUAGCCAACUGACUGAGAUGGUCGCUCCGUCGAUGGAUAUCGACAUGACAAACGGGGGAGCAGACCAGCAGCAAGAGCUUGGCUUCGACCAGGCGUUUUUCGACCAGACCAUGUCCUCCACCAUCAACUGGCUCUCUACCGAUUUCUUCUCUGCCGAGACUCCCAGCAAUACUAACGAACAAGACAUUGCCGUCGUCUCCAGGCUGCCGCAUCCAUCCCAACCGACUGCCUUCACCGACAGCUCGCUCGUCCGCCCGAUAUGGCCCACGAUGAUCACGGGCAAGAAUAUCAGCCCUUCGCUACCGGAAAACGUGUCGCAGACCCCCUCGGGGAACAUGUCGCUGGGCACUGAUACGGAAAGCCCCGGUCAAGUGUCGCAUACCAUGGCUGAAGGGCUUGUCCACAGUGGAGGAGGGUCUCGCGACGCGUCUUCGAGCCGCCCGGGGGAUUUCUACGUCGACGGCACGGGAGCUCGUCUGCCCAAGUACCGCCGCAAGCAGGGGUCUUGGUCCAGAUCCUCCGGAGAGCCCCUGGACGCUCUAUCCCAGCUACAACGGAGUGACUUUGCUCCAGUCUUCUCCUUCCCUCCGAUCCAGGACAUCAAUAUCGACAGCAGCAGUAUGCUGUCGGAUGACACGGAGAGCCGCUUUGAUCGGAAGAUUGAAUUUCUCACCUAUGAGAAGAUAUACCAGCACUUCCUGCAGCUGUGCCGCAUCGAGAACUCCAUAUUCCAACCAUUCGAAUCGGAUUAUUUUCCGUCUGCCGAAGUUCUGAGUCGCUUCGUCCAUGUCUACUUUGAUUCCUUCCAGCCCGUCUACCCCAUUUUCCAUCUUCCCACCUUCAAUCCCAACCGAUGCCACUGGCUGGUCACUCUGGCAGUAGUUGCCAUUGGCUGUCAUGUGGCUGACAUCCCCGAGACCGAGGAAUGCACCAUGGCGUUCCACGAAUUUUUAAGACGAGCAAUCCAGAUGGAGGCUCUACUCCUUAACGGCGUAGGGCUGUUUCACUCCGGCAGAGAUCGUGACAAUGUCUCCGCCUUGAGCUGCCUGGGCGACCUGGUGAAUUUUGUUCGUAUCGAGGGGCUGCUGCAGCCAUCGUCCUCGUCCUCAUCACUAUUAUCAUCGUCAUCCAGAUCCCGAUCCUUGCCAAAUGAACAAACCCAGGAACGAAGAUGGUCGAAGUGGAUCGACGAUGAAGUUCGAAGGCGGACCGGCUACUGCGCAUGGCUCUUGGACUGCACGAUUGCAUACCACUCAGAUAACAAAACUCUGUUCUCGCUUGACGAGGGACAGGCUGCGUUGCCGUGUCAUGAAAGCUUGUGGCAAGCAUCAUCCGCAGAGGCGUGGAGGAAGCUUUUGGAACCGUCGUCUGGGCAAGACCAGGUUUCGCUGUACUCUGCGGUCCAUGUGCUAUACAUCGAGAAGAAGCUUGUAUCCGGGAUCGGAGAGCUCGGCCAUGUUCUCCUUAUCCAUUCGCUCUACCAACGCAUGUGGGAGGUGGGCGAUUAUUUCCGUCGUCCCCUAUCCUUCUGGAAUCCCACCGCCAAGAAACAGUCGCGCGAGUCUGCGAUUCCUUCGGGAUCUGUCUGGCUGCCGGGGAUUCCUUCUUACUCGAAAUGGCGCAAUAGCGCCUGCGAUUCCCUGGACAUCCUUCACUGGGCGGCCAACAGCACCAUCGCGCGGGCCGCCGGCCUAGAGCAUCCGACGGUGCUCUAUCUACACGCAGCCCGGAUCAUCCUCCUGGCUCCGUUCCGGGAGAUCCGAUCCCUCGCGACUUCUCUAGCGAUGGAGCGGCUGCGCUGGAGCGACCACCAGCAGGCCAUGGAGUGGCACUACGUCUGUCGCUGGAUCAAGCACGACCAGUACAAGGCCCGGCUUUCUAUCAUCCACGCCGGCACGGUUCUCUGGCAUGUGCGGCGAUACUCGACCAACUCGUUCCACGAACCAACCGCCACCUUCCUGGCGGUGCUCACCCUCUGGGCGUACGGGUCCUGCCACGGCCAGAACGCCGCUAACGCCGCCGCCGCCGCCGCCGCCUCUUCUUCCUCGUUCUCCCAGGAGGCCAACACUGUCCACACGGGGUCUGAGCCUUCAGACGCUGCGUCGCACGACCCGACCUUCAUCCACCUCGACCGCCCUUGCGACGACGAACUCGUGCAGCUCUUCGUCCGUGACGGCCGCACAAUGCGCGGCAACGUCACUGGCGUGGGUGACAUCUGCGCCCCGCAUGGCCCGGAAAGGAUCCUCCGCGUUGGCUGUGAGACUCUCGCCAGUUUGACCUCCUGGGGCGUCUCGAAGCGCUUCAUCGCCAUCCUCACGAAACUCGCCGAUCUCGUCUCGCAGCACCCCCAGCUGCCGGACAGGAAUCAAAUGACUAGCGCCUGUUAG
Messenger RNA from Penicilliopsis zonata CBS 506.65, 3273 nucleotides. RefSeq lists its product as hypothetical. Gene Ontology annotation, biological process: DNA-templated transcription; regulation of DNA-templated transcription. The coding region runs from base 1 to 3273 and encodes 1090 amino acids. The transcript has 5 exons. Lineage: Eukaryota; Fungi; Ascomycota; Eurotiomycetes; Eurotiales; Aspergillaceae. The record is from RefSeq and is a predicted model, not a curated record. Gene Ontology annotation, molecular function: zinc ion binding; DNA-binding transcription factor activity, RNA polymerase II-specific; DNA binding.